Molecule: messenger RNA, 2487 nt
Organism: Hylaeus volcanicus
Lineage: Eukaryota; Metazoa; Arthropoda; Insecta; Hymenoptera; Colletidae
Gene: LPCAT
Product: lysophosphatidylcholine acyltransferase-like
Exons: 11
Coding region: 357-1856 (499 amino acids)
Molecular function (GO): calcium ion binding
Source: RefSeq, a predicted model, not a curated record
GUAACGUUCGGAGAACGUUUGGCCGGUUCGUUCGGUCGAACAGACCGCGAGAGCACAGUAUACCGUUGACUGACAACCCCUUCGUGUGCGAUGAUGUCUCGCCGCGGCUAACCGAAACGUCCCCUUUCCCUUUCUCUUCGUUUUCUCCCCUGUCCACCUCGGUUUCGUCUACAUAUUAAAACAGUGCCAAGAAUAUCUAACGUAACGUCGAAAAGUUCGCACCUGUCGACACGUAUCGACGUUUCGCGGCUCGCAGUGUGUGACACGCCGAGCCGAAGCCGCGUCUCUGUAUUAGGAUUUUUGUCUGACCCCUCUCGCUGUCUACCUUUCUUUCUCUUUCUCCGAUCGAGGAAAACAUGGAUGAAGCGAACGGAAAGAUGCGGAGCCAGCACGAGGACGUGGAUACCGCAUCCCUUGGCGCUGACAUCCUGAAUCCGUUCGUGCAUCGUCUGGAGCUGGACACAACCUACGACAAGCUCAAGACGGCAUUCCUGACGGUAGCUCUUCUACCAUUCAGACUGGCUGCAAUUACGGCUCUGGUGAUCAUGGCCUGGCUCCUAGCUUGUCUAGGUCUCCUUGGAUUGUCCGAGGAAGAUCUCCGUCGAGCCCCUCUGAAAGGGUGGAGACGAGACAUGCGAAUCGUGAUCUGCUGGAUGAUGCGAGCGUUGUUCAUCUGCGGGGGAUUUCACCACCUGAAGGUCAAAGGUCGUAAAGCGGAAACAAAGGAUGCCCCCAUAUUAGCCCUAGCCCCGCAUUCAAGCUUCUUCGACGCACUUCCGGUUGUUUACCUCGGCGGACCGAGCAUCGUCGCCAAGGCGGGGACAGGGCGCAUUCCUUUUUUCGGAAAACUUAUCAACUAUACGCAACCGGUCUACGUUUGGAGGGACGAUCCUAAUUCACGACAGAAUACGAUCAAGGAAAUUAUCGAAAGGGCUACUUCGAAAGAGGAUUGGCCGCAGGUUAUGAUUUUCCCAGAAGGUACCUGUACAAAUCGAUCGUGCCUAAUUACUUUUAAAUCCGGAGCGUUCUAUCCUGGUGUACCUGUUCAACCUGUUUGCAUCAGGUAUCCUAAUAAAUUGGACACGGUCACAUGGACUUGGGAAGGUCCUGGAGCAUUAAAGUUAUUGUGGCUGACACUAACUCAACUGAAUAGCAGUUGCGAAAUAGAGUUCCUCCCUGUUUACAAGCCUAGCGAAGCUGAGAAAACGGAUCCUAAACUUUACGCAAAUAACGUGCGACGCCUUAUGGCAGAGGCCUUGCAGAUACCAGUAUCAGAUUACACGUACGACGACUGUCGAAUAAUUAGUAAAGCUCAUCAGCUGCACAUACCGCGUGCGUCCAUCAUCGUAGAGGCCCAUAAGCUUCGUAAUAAACUUGGGUUGGUAGCGGCGAAGACCGAAGAAGAAAUCGUUCAGAAAAAAACGGAAAGGCUAAACGAGACCGUGAACUUGGAGGAGUUCGCGCAAAUCCUCAGAAUCGAUGAAAAGGAGCCUGCUACCCAACAACUUUUCCGAAUACACGAUAGAAACGGAAAGGGUAAAAUAGACUUCGAGGAGUAUAUAUUCACAGUAUUAGCCACAGCGAAUGCAAACACAGAAUUAGACAAAAUCGAGACGGCGUUUGAAGUUUGCGGUACAAAAUCAUUAUCGUGCAUCGGUAAAAUGGAACUGAGGAAAGCGUUGAAACUGUCGUUAGAUAUACCAUCGGAAGAGUCGGAUAAGAUCUUUCAGCACGCGAAGAUUGAUCCUUUCGACACGUCAGUUAAUUUUGAAUUUGUCCUGGCCGCAAUAGCAGCGCGAGCAGAGUAUGCUCAUAUAUUUACAGCGAACAGUGAAACGAGAAAAAAGAAUAUUUGAGAGUAUUUAAUCGACUCGUUCCGUGCUCAUCGAAGAUAUAGGACACAUCGCGUUUGUAGCAGGCCGCUUCUCAACCAAACUUGCGUCAGUCCUGUCUAACUUUGUUCCACUCUUGCUGAUAUUAAUACUGUUUCAACGAAUAGAUAGCCAUUUUUUUUUUUAGUAUUAUAUCGUUGACGAAGCAAGAUGUCGUCUUCGUGAGAAUUAAGAGAAAAACGGAACGAGAAGAUUGCUGCAUAGUAUGUUAAGGAUUGUAUUAAAUAAAUGAGUUGAUUUGUCUAGCGUUCGCGUGGACGCAGAUAUGUUUCUUCGUUGCUAGAAGAACUCUUUUUUUUCCGCGAGAAUGAAGUCAAUUCCCAAAGGAGAUGUUGCUGUUUGGGGAAAAGAAAGUAAGAUGUAUAUUUAUCGUUUCCUUCGGAACGUCGUUCGACGAUUUUUCAUAUUUGUUAUUGUGUAAUUGUUUUAAUUUAUGAGAAUGUUGAAUUUUUUUUUAUAUCAUGCCAUUCAUUCAUAUGAGAUCCAAUAGGACAAGCGUACGACUGUAGAUAUAGAACACGGAAAGAGAUUUGCCUUUUUUCUGUUAUUUAUCGCAUAGUUCAUAUAUAUAUACAAUAAAUGUGAUAUAGCUUUC